Caenorhabditis remanei is the source of this 408-nucleotide messenger RNA. RefSeq lists its product as uncharacterized. The record is from RefSeq and is a predicted model, not a curated record. Bases 1 to 408 code for a protein of 135 amino acids. Lineage: Eukaryota; Metazoa; Nematoda; Chromadorea; Rhabditida; Rhabditidae. The transcript has 3 exons.
AUGGCUUCCUACUCCUCUCUUCUUGUUCUUUCCGUUUGCACUAUUGGUGCUCUCGCAGUCAUGGAGCACAACUCCUACUACCCAGGAGGCCACUCCACCAGCUACUAUCAACCAUAUCAAACUCAUACCUAUGGAUCCAAGUACUACAACACUGAGUCAUAUGGAAAGUACGAUGAGCAUGGAAACAAUGGAAAAGAUUCCCACUAUGAGCCAUCUUAUUACAAUCCAAUCGCCUCUUACUACCACUCGUACAUGCCAAAAUACCAAGGAGGACACAAUGAUUACUACACGAAAUACAACCAAUACACCCCAUAUUACGGAGGAAAUAACCAUCAACAGAACUACUACGAGCAGCCAAAACAUGACGACUACCACGGCGGAGAUCAUCAUUUCAACAUGCACAAGUAG